CUCGUUUCCCUGGUCUCGCUACCCCCAAACUCCCUCUUCGCACCCAUAACCUCCUACACCCCUUGCUCCACCCCCCAAUGGCACACCCUCCAAGUCUCCCGCACCUCGCACAUCUCUUUGGACUCGGCAUUCACCUAUCUCAAUCACUCUUGUGCGCCGUCGCUGGAGAUCGAUACGCAAAACAUGCAAGUCAGGGUGAGCAGAGACAAAGAGUUGAAGGAGGGCGAUGUGCUCAGUUUUUUCUAUCCGAGUACGGAGUGGGAGAUGGAUAGAGGGUUUAGAUGUCUUUGUGGGGAGGAGGGUUGUGUGGGUGAGGUCAAGGGGGCAAAGAACAUGCAGAGGGAAGAGCUGCAGAGGUGGUUUGUCAAUGGGUAUAUUUGGGAAUUG
Molecule: messenger RNA, 387 nt
Organism: Aureobasidium namibiae CBS 147.97
Lineage: Eukaryota; Fungi; Ascomycota; Dothideomycetes; Dothideales; Saccotheciaceae
Exons: 1
Source: RefSeq, a predicted model, not a curated record